GGUGCAAGGACGCCGAACUUUCACAAGGCUGUAGAACAUGUGAGGACGAAUACGAAAGGUUUUUUGUUUUUUGUAUUUUGGUAUCUGGUGGGAAAAACAAUUAAACCCAGAUAUAAGUCUUCGCCAAGUAGAGAGGGAGAGGGACAGAGAAAGAGAGAGCGAGGAGAGAGCAGAGAAUAAUCUAACACACAUUUACUUACACACACCUACCUAUCCCACCUACACAUCCAUCAUGGACGCCGAUGAUGAUAUUCCCAUGCUAGUCGAUGUGGAGGGCAAAGAGGUGAAUGCAGAAGCAAAAGAAGCAAAGCCCAUCAAAGUGCCAAUUACAAUUGUUACAGGAUACCUUGGUGCUGGAAAGACAACGUUGAUGAAUUAUAUCUUGAAUGAACAGCAUGGAAAGAAAAUCGCUGUGAUAUUAAAUGAAUUCGGUGACUCCGCUGAUAUUGAGAAAUCCCUCACUGUCAACACUGGCAGUGAGCAAGUAGAGGAAUGGCUUGAUGUCGGUAAUGGCUGUAUCUGUUGUUCCGUAAAAGACUCCGGCGUCAACGCCAUCGAAACUCUCAUGGACCGUCGCGGCGCCUUCGACUACAUCCUCCUCGAAACCACCGGCCUCGCCGACCCCGGCAAUCUCGCCCCCCUCUUCUGGGUUGACGAAGGUCUAGGUAGCACCAUCUACCUCGACGGAAUCGUGACCCUCGUCGACGCCAAAAACAUUCUCAAAUCGCUGAACGAACCCAUCCCCUCUGAAAUCCCCUCAGAAACACCCAACCAGAACAAAUCCCACGCCAGCGCCGAUUCCACCUCUAACGAGGACCACGAGCAUUCCGGUCCUCAUCUCACAACCGCCCAUCUCCAAAUCUCUCACGCCGACGUUCUCAUUCUCAACAAGUCGGAUCUGGUAACUCCGGAAGAAUUGACAAUUGUCAAGGAGAGAAUCACAGCUAUAAAUGGGUUGGCAAAAUUACACAUUACGGAAUUCGGCGCAACGCCCCAAUUAGAAGGUGUCUUGUUGGAUUUACAUGCGUACGAUAGAGUCGAUUUCAAUCUAGACGAAGUAAAAGCAAAAGGACAUAGUCAUUUGGAUCCCACAAUCACAACCCUAACCCUCACCACCCCACCCCUCCCCCCCACCAGCGUCCCCCACCUCGACGCCUGGCUGCGCUCCCUCCUCUGGGACUCGCGCAUUCCAUCCUCCACCUCCUCUCCCUCCCCCGAAAUCCACCGUCUCAAAGCCCGUCUCCCCCUCACAAACCACACCACCAAAACCAUUCAAGCCGUGCGCGAAGUCUUCGAGAUCCUCGACGACGUAUCUCCCCAAACCACGCCUGCAACCACAACAGCACCCCCCACCAACGAAAUGGAAUCCGAUCUCCACAGCGAGGGAAAAAUCGUUUUGAUCGGAAGGAACAUUAAAGACAUGCAGGAUGUGCUCCUCGAGAGUUUUUUGAAUUGUGUGGUGGAGGAGAAGGGAUGUUAGAAGUUAGAAGUUAGAAGUUAAAAGUUGGAUUUUGGAGAUGGAAAUGUUGAAUGUAAAUAUCAAUGUAAAUAUAAAUCCACACACACACACACACACACACAUCACGUAUUACGAAUUCUAAAUAGGAUUCUACAUCUAUCCAUCUGCGAGUAUUCAUCGCAUUAUCACAUACAUACAUACGUAUAUAUCUACUCACUCAUUCAUCUGUUAUCCCAAAUACUAUUCAUAUCUCCCAAAUACUAUUCAUAUGUAUACA
Botrytis cinerea B05.10 is the source of this 1736-nucleotide messenger RNA. RefSeq lists its product as hypothetical. Lineage: Eukaryota; Fungi; Ascomycota; Leotiomycetes; Helotiales; Sclerotiniaceae. The record is from RefSeq and is a predicted model, not a curated record. The coding region runs from base 233 to 1480 and encodes 415 amino acids. Gene Ontology annotation, cellular component: cytoplasm. The transcript is spliced from 6 exons.